AUGCGGGGACUGAUGGCCAGCAGCUGGAGGAAGUUUGGACACGCUGGCAGAGGGACAUAUGAGUGGUUAACUAGUGAGCCAAGCCGACCUCUUCUGGAAACCCAGCUGCAGGGCACCCAGAAAGUAAGUUCCACUAAAGACGACGUGGAGCCCUUCCUGUGCAUCCUUCUCCCGGCGACCAUCCUGCUCUUUCUGGCCUUCUUUCUGCUACUCCUGUACCGCCACUGCAAGGCCACACGGCCCGGGGGACAGGUGAUCAGCAUUGACCUCCCAGAGCACGCUCCCGCGGGAGAGGCCGUGGACUUCCGGCCGGGCCCGCCCUGGAGCUGCGAGCCGCGCUUCCCAUACUCCCAGCUGCCCGGGGAGGCGGCCCCCGUCCCGGCCUGCUCACCGCCCUCCUACGAAGAGGCCACCAGGACCCGCCCUGGGGCAGGGGCUCCGGAUGCAGGUCUGCGGCGUCAAGAGGGGUCACCUGGCCCGGAGGAGCAAGUCUAA
Messenger RNA from Hyaena hyaena (striped hyena), 495 nucleotides. RefSeq names its product small integral membrane protein 28 (gene SMIM28). The record is from RefSeq and is a predicted model, not a curated record. NCBI's taxonomy places the organism in Eukaryota, Metazoa, Chordata, Mammalia, Carnivora, Hyaenidae. Bases 1 to 495 code for a protein of 164 amino acids. The transcript is spliced from 2 exons.